AUGGGAUCCAACAAGUUUCUUCAAAUGUUGAGCAACAAGAGUUGUUCGGGCGAAAACUACUUCCACGAAGCAUGCAAAGCUCACUCAUUGAUGAUGACUGAAAGAAACUACAAUGGUGAACAGUGCACUCAUUUCAUCGCGAAGUACAAAGAUUAUGAUGCACGAGAGAUGAUGUUUUUCGUCGUGAAACUUCAUCAGGGGCGGAUAUAAACGGCCAGGAAUCGCUCAGUGGUUUCACUCCUUUGCACUUGUGCGUUUGGGAGAGGUAUUAUGAGCUCGCCGAAUGGCUGUGUAAGAGACCAGACAUCAAUCUGAAGGCUACCAACUACGCCGGGCAGACUGUCUAUCAACUUGCCGAAGAACAAAACGACGUUAUAUUAAAGGAGAUGCUGAAAGCAGCCGGAGCUAAGUACGAACCUUCAAAUGUGAGAAGAAGUGUUAGAAGUGCUAAGCGAAAAUGUUCUGAAUGA
Messenger RNA from Cotesia congregata, 470 nucleotides. NCBI's taxonomy places the organism in Eukaryota, Metazoa, Arthropoda, Insecta, Hymenoptera, Braconidae. The record is from the annotation of a GenBank genome assembly.